This is a messenger RNA of Sodiomyces alkalinus F11, 2420 nucleotides long. RefSeq names its product amidohydrolase family protein. The transcript has a single exon. The coding region runs from base 463 to 2199 and encodes 578 amino acids. NCBI's taxonomy places the organism in Eukaryota, Fungi, Ascomycota, Sordariomycetes, Glomerellales, Plectosphaerellaceae. The record is from RefSeq and is a predicted model, not a curated record. Gene Ontology annotation, molecular function: hydrolase activity, acting on carbon-nitrogen (but not peptide) bonds.
ACUCACUGCUCAGCUCCACGAGCAACGACAACAGUUGAGCCGACCGGAGCCGAGCUGGAUGAACCGAUCGGGCUUACCAGAACUGGGCUCUUAUUGCUGUGAUGGUUAUAUAAAGCUCUUCGGUCCCUUAUCUCAAGCCACUAUACGCCCGAUCCGGGUUAGUUCAUGCGGAGGGCCGAACAGGGGCUGCGGAGGAUCUACGAAUUGCUGGGAGAGGGAACUAGGAUGAUGAUCGAGUGGGCACUGGACACACUGGAGACGCUGGAGCCCAAGAGGCAACACGAGUCACAGGGCGAAUCGACGACCGUGCUGUGGAAUUGGGCUCUUAUCUCUCCGAACUUGGCCACCAAGUGCCGUCCGGCGUCAACUUCCUCUUCGCACCUCAGGAAUUGGAAUCCGAACUCGGGACAUCUCAAAUUCUAGUUCAUUCACGAUUCAGAGUCUCAGAGUCUCAGACCCAAAAUGGCCGCCCCUCCCGCCUCUGCCUUGACAUCCUCGAACCCCUCAACCAUCGCCCAAGAAAUGUCCAGGGACCCAGGGACAUUUUUCGUCAAUGGCCGCAUCCUCGCCAAAGCCGGCGCCGGGCUAGAAGGCCAGCCCACCUUCGCUGAUUCCAUGUUCGUCCGCAACGGCGUCAUCGCCGCCAUUGGGUCCCGUGACAACAUCGCAUCGCAGCUGAACCUCCCAGCCGACGUGACCGUCACCGACCUGAACAACAAGACCGUUCUCCCGGGCUUCGUCGACGGUCACAUGCACAUCUUCCUGCUGGGCCAGUCCCUCCGCAAGGUAGAUCUCAAGCACUGCAAAAACCUCGACGACAUCCGGGCCACCGUGAAAGCCUACGCGACAUCACACCCGGAGGUGCCGCGCAUCCUCUGCAAGGGCUGGAUGCACUCCAUGACCCCGGGCGACGUGACCGCCUCGCUGCUCGACGACAUCGACCCGCGCGCCAUCUUCAUCGACUCCAAGGACCUGCACUUCACCUGGUGCAACUCCGCCGGCCUCGCCGAGCUGGGCGUGGCGGACAUGCCCGACCCAGCGGGCGGAACCAUCUACCGCGACGCCGACGGCAAACCCUCCGGCGUCCUGAGCGAAGGCGCCGUCCUCUCCAUCGUAUGGCCCCACCAAGCCCUCGUCGCCUCCCCCGAAGACCGCCAAGCCGCCAUCCUCGCCGCCAUCCAAACCUACAGCGCAGCGGGGUACACCGGCCUCGUGGAAAUGGCCAUGGACGAACCCAUCUGGGACGCCCUCAUCGCCCUCCGAGCGUCGAACCCGGACCUUCUCCCCAUGCGCAUCGCCGCCUACUGGCUCAUCAAACCCGCCGCCGACCCGGAAGCCCGCCUGCGCCAGGUCCGCCGCGCCGCCGAGCUGCACGCCCAACUCAACGCCACCACGUCCCCCGACCUCCGCAUCGCGGGGAUCAAAGUCAUAUGCGACGGCGUAAUCGACGCCUGCACCGCUUUCGUCUCCGAACCCUACGGCGCCCCCGGCCCCGGAUCCCCUACGCCCCACGGCCCCCACCCGCCGCCCAUCUGGACCCCCGAGGACCUCGCCCCCGUCGUCCGCGCCGCCGACGACGCGGGAUUGCAGAUCGCACUGCACGCCAUAGGCGACGCUGCCGUCCGCACCGCCGUGGACGCGCUCGAGAACCUGCACCACGCCUCGCCCGGCCGCCAGCGGCGUCAUCGUAUCGAGCACCUCGAGCUCGUGUCCCCCGAAGACGCGAAACGGCUCGGAAAGGCCGGCAUCACGGCGUCUAUACAACCCGUGCACGCCGACCCGGCUAUCCUGCGCGCCUGGCCGCGGCUCCUGGGCCGGGAGCGGUGCGGGCGGGCAUUCGCGUACCGGGAGUUCGCGGACGGCGGGGCGCUGCUGGCGUUGGGGAGCGAUAGUCCCACGGCGCCUUGGGAGCCGCUGCACAAUGUCUAUGUCGCGACCACGAGGCGGUCGGCUAGGGAGCCGGAGUGUGAGGAGGUGGUGAACGAGCAUUUUCGGUUGGGGGUUUGCGAGGCUAUCGCGGCGGCCACUGAGGGUACGGCCGCAAGUGUGUUCGCCGAGGGGAGGGUUGGGAGUCUUGCAGUGGGGAAGAUGGCUGAUUUUGCCGUGUUUGAUAUGGAGUGGGAUGCGAAGAGCCUUUUGAAGUCGGCGUUGAAGGAGACUUGGUUUAGUGGGAGGAGGGUAUUCAAGUCUGAGAAGUGAAGGAGAGAUCUAGGUACUACGACGUCCACGAGGGUAUUAUACAUGCAAACGCUUGACUACGCCAACGGAUUAUAUGACCCCUGAACACGAGACAUAAGUUCACGGUCUGUCCCAUCAUCAUCAGAACAGAUGGAAUCAACAUUUCGGCGGCCUGUCAUUGUCAGGAUAGAAUUGAUGGGUCUGGGAGCCGUGAUCGGACCUACGUAGCAACCAUCUGCCAU